Pyricularia pennisetigena is the source of this 2688-nucleotide messenger RNA. RefSeq lists its product as uncharacterized. Gene Ontology annotation, molecular function: iron ion binding; ubiquitin binding; C-4 methylsterol oxidase activity. Gene Ontology annotation, biological process: ergosterol biosynthetic process. The transcript has 5 exons. Bases 1 to 2688 code for a protein of 895 amino acids. Lineage: Eukaryota; Fungi; Ascomycota; Sordariomycetes; Magnaporthales; Pyriculariaceae. The record is from RefSeq and is a predicted model, not a curated record.
AUGGUUUCCCCACCAUCCCUUCCUCUUCCUCCUUUUGCACCAUUUCUCGGCGCAAAACUCAGGGACCAAAUACAACCGGACGAAUGGACCGCCUGCAUCACAGCUUGGAUCUCUCUAAUAGAGGCGCACCUAUCUCUCUCGGAAGAUGACUUUAUCCAGCAUUCACUCGUCGACGAAUCCAUCCCGGAAUUCCUUGUAUCAUUUUCUCACGAGGCUGCCACGCAUGGAUUGACCAUAUUAGGCCCGGCAGCUGGCCAACAGCCCUUGCUCAAAGGUGUUUUUAUGCUUACGAGUAGGCUGCUGGUUGCAAAAUCCGAGUCGAAAUCUAAACAAAAAAUCAUCCCGCCGACUGUGCUCCGUCUUCUACAAUGGGAGUUCUUUGCAGAUCUGUGCCGCACACAGAGCAGGAAAAGGAUGCCGGAAUUAUUUUCAGCCCUGCCGGCUGACAGGAAGGCAGUCCUGGAGACGUCGUUGGCCGCGCUCAAAAAGUCGCUGAUCCGUGACCUCGACGCGGGGCUCGCCAACCCGGCUGCCCUCCGCGAGCUCGAGGCUCGCCUGGGCAGGCUCAAUUUCCUCAUUGCCCGCAUACCCUGGGCUGCCGCGUUCUUUCUGGCAGGAAGCGACUUUUUGGACGGCCUGGUGUCUUGCUUUCGCAUCAUGAACCCGCCGCUACGCAAAGUGAUCGUGGCUACUGCCUACCUGUGCGUAAUGGGCUUGGCAGAGACCAGCGGAGGCGGCUAUGGCGUAUUGACCGAUCAAUUGUACGCCUUGCGGGCGGCGGCGGAGGUGCACCGCACCGGGCCUCUCAAUGUGAAUGAUUCUCUUGUCGCCGAGCUGGUGACUUCCACGCCGUUGCUGGGCCAGCUGGAACGCCGGGUUAAUGGAGCGGCCGAGUCUGCAAGCACAAGGGUCAAGUCGAUUCUCAAAGAUUUGGCAGGUUUCAAGAAGCCCGGUGUCGGUCUCAGGCAGCCGGCCAGGCGGCUGCAGAAGAAGGUUGACAAAGGCAAGGGCGUCGCUCUCGACCUCGGAAUCCCGUCGCAAGAGAUGCAUAUCCACCGCAUGGAGCAAAUCACCCAAAUACAGGAUUUGUUUCCGGACCUGGGGUCCGCCUUUGUUGCCAAGCUUCUGGUCGAGUAUGGGGAGGAUCAGGAGCAAGUCGUGGCGCACCUGCUGGAUGAUUCGCUGCCUGAACAUCUCAAGGCCGCGGACAGAAGUGAAGAAUUGUCCUCAAACACUGGGCAUCGCACACCGCCGUCGACAGAUCAUAUGGCACCUAGAUCAACGCCACCCCGGUUCAAGGAGCAAGCUCUGCCAGUUCGCCACAACGUCUUUGACGAUGACGAACUUGACAUGCUGUCUGGAAAUGCCGGCAAACUGCACAUUGGCAAACAUAACCCAGACAGGACAGCGGACGACAUUCUCAAAGACAAGUCCAAAGCUCCAGACAAAGCAGCUAUUCUUGCAGCGCUUGCCACGUUUGAUUCAGAUGACGACGAGCGCGAUGAUACAUACGAUGUGGAGGAUGUAGGAGGCACAGUGGACGCAGCCGGAGGGGCCGAGGACCAAUCGCUAAACGAUGAGGUGCUCUUCAAGGCAUGGAAGGCCGAAGCUAGCGUCUUUGGCCGGGAUAAUGCUACGCGGAACAGCUCCGCACGUCAAAGCCUGCGAGCAGAGACGGUCCGGGCGGAUCCGGGGCAGAGGAUUCAGAUGCAGGCGGGAGCGGCGGCCGCGGAAGAGGCAGAGGCCGUGGGCGCGGUGGGCGAGGAUCAGGGCGCGGAAGAGGAGGCGGACCUUCCAGCAGUGGAGAUGUGUCUGGGCCGACGGGUGAUGCCGGAACUGAGCAGGCGAGGCGGCGCAAGGAGGCCAACAAAAGCUCAAGAGCAAAUCACAACAGACGUGCUCAGCGUGCGCGUAAGAUGGGUGACUUGGUACACCUGGAUGCAAAACGACGUCUUGGCCACAGGACUUUUGACAUUUAUAAUCCACGAAGUAGUCUAUUUCGGGAGGUCUAUUCCAUGGAUCAUCAUGGACACCAUGCCGAUCCUGCAAAAGUAUAAAAUCCAGCAGCUCCACUGCGCGGGGCUGGUGCUCCUGAGCCACUUCACCAUCGAACUGCCCGAGAUUUGGCUGUUCCACCCGGUGGCCAUGUACUGCGGCAUGGCCUUUGACGUGCCGUUCCCGGCGGCGUGGAAGAUGGCGCUGCACAUCGCCGUCUUCUUCGUGCUCGAGGACGCGUGGCACUACUGGACGCACCGGCUGAUGCACCACCCGGUGCUGUACCGGACGAUCCACAAGCUGCACCACACGUACACGGCGCCGUUCGGGCUGACGGCCGAGUACGCCUCCCCGAUCGAGGUGCUGGUGCUGGGCCUCGGCACCGCGGGCACGCCGCUGCUCUGGGUGCACCUGACGGGCGACCUGCACCUCGCCACCGUGCAGCUGUGGAUCGUGCUGCGGCUGCUGCAGGCCGUCGACGCCCACAGCGGCUACGACUUCCCCUGGAGCCUGCACCGCUUCGUCCCCUUCUGGGCCGGCGCCCAGCACCACGACGUCCACCACGAGCGCUUUGUCGGCAACUACGCCUCGUCAUUUAGGUGGUGGGACUACCUCAUGGACACCGAGGCCGGGGCCGAGGCUAACGCCAAGAGGAGGGAGAGGAAGAUGGCGGCGCUGAAGAAGAGGCUGUGA